Molecule: messenger RNA, 1267 nt
Organism: Clupea harengus (Atlantic herring)
Lineage: Eukaryota; Metazoa; Chordata; Actinopteri; Clupeiformes; Clupeidae
Gene: ube3d
Product: ubiquitin protein ligase E3D
Exons: 11
Coding region: 104-1261 (385 amino acids)
Biological process (GO): protein polyubiquitination; protein autoubiquitination; proteasome-mediated ubiquitin-dependent protein catabolic process
Cellular component (GO): ubiquitin ligase complex; cytosol; nucleus
Molecular function (GO): ubiquitin protein ligase activity; ubiquitin conjugating enzyme binding; cyclin binding
Source: RefSeq, a predicted model, not a curated record
GUGUACAAAAACAUACUUCACAUAGCAAACAGUUGGAAUCGCAUGAUGCGCGCAAACUAAAGCAACAGACUGAUGCUAGAUUAAGCACUUAAACUACAACAGCAUGGAAGAAACUGGGAAGCAACAGCACGAGAUAUUUCUUGAAUUGAGACAGCGUUUGGAAAGCGGCCUCUUGAUUUUAAGGAAGGAUGUCGCUCACAGCCCCACCGAGGUGAAGGUCUUCGGCAGCGACUCCUCCCUCCUCAUCCAGACCUCCCGUGGACUGUGGCGUGCCGAACUGCCACCACGGGUCAGCGUGGUGCCGGGCUCCUGCCAGCCCACCCCCACGGGCGAUGCAGGAGAGGGACUCCACUUCAGACUGCGCCUGAGAGUCGACCAGCAAACAGAGUCGCGGGGGAGUGUUAUUGAACGGAUACAGGUCCAGCAGAGUUAUGGCUUUUGUUGUCAGGCCUGCGGGAGUCGCAUCCUGGAGCAGAGGGUGUUCCAGCGGGUUCUUCCUCUCCCCGGCGGGAACUGGAACACGUUGGUGGGUGAGUGGUGCUGCCACCCGGAUCCCUUUGCCAACAGGAAGCUCCUCCCGCGAACGGAGGACUGCUUAACAGGGGACACCUACUUCCUGUUGGCGAGGGACAACAGCUGCAACCAGACGCUCACAGUUGAGCCCAACCCCACCUCUGCCCGCUCAGCUGCCAAUCACAGCCAGGACUCUGAAAAGCCCAGGCAUGUCCACCGUACCACUGUAAAAGAGGUUUCCUGUAAAAACUGCUCCUCCAUGCUCGGAGAGGCCCUCACAGGAGAUGCGUUGAAAUUCUACAUAACGGAGGUCAUGGAGAUUGAAAGUGAAGACUGUGAAACAAAAAGGGCAGGGAAUAGAUUAGAGUUUGUGGAGAAGACUCUGUCCGCCAGGCACAAGAACAUCUUUGUCUCUGGCUUUUUGAACACUGACACCCUGGUUGGCCUCGUUUCCCGAGAAUCCGGUAACCGGCAACGGCACACUCAUCUCUUCCUGGUGACAGUCGCUGUCCCGACGAGCAUCAAUCACGCUCGCAGUCAGUGCAGUCAAAGUCCUCUACCUCCCCUGCAGUUCCACAUCCACCAGGACAUUGUAAGUGCCUGGGAGAGGGAUAUCAGUGUUCAUAACCUGACCCUCCCUCACACCACCUGCCAGGAAGUGCUUCAGCUACUGAGCGCAUCCACUUCCUGUCUGCCUCCAUCGCUGCGCUGCAUGAACUCCUACCAGGUGGCCUUUAUGAGACGAUAAGGCCAU